Molecule: messenger RNA, 816 nt
Organism: Mercurialis annua (annual mercury)
Lineage: Eukaryota; Viridiplantae; Streptophyta; Magnoliopsida; Malpighiales; Euphorbiaceae
Exons: 3
Coding region: 81-521 (146 amino acids)
Source: RefSeq, a predicted model, not a curated record
AUCUCUGUCUUUCUUUUUUCUUGCAAAUACAGAUAUAUACAGAGAGAGACAAAGUUAGAUUUUGUGAGUUUUUUUUCUUCAUGGGUUUGUCCAAUGGGGAGCAUGAUUUUGAAGAACGAGAGAUUGUAAUGGAGAUACAGCAGCACCAUCAGUAUCAUGCAGUUGAAUUCGAUGUCGAAUUCUGGCCACUUGAACAUCCCAUGGAACCGCAGGACGAAGAUCGCCCCGUUAAAUGUCCGAUACCAGCCUCUUCUUCUAUUAUCAAUGACGGAAGGGCGCGGGAGGAAAGUUAUAGCGAAAGCUUAAGGAAGAGAGCGGAAAUACGGACAAUAGUGAACAAACAAGGCAUUGUUAUUGUGGAUGCAGAGUCCCCUCCGUUCGAAGCGGUGCGUAAAAAACACCAUGCUCUUGCGGAGGGUGAUCGUAUUGUAACGAGAACGUCGACCUCGCUUCCUCCUCUGCCGAGCCAGAAUCUUACCAUCUUUCAUAUGCUGCAACAGUUAGAUGAGUAUGGCUGCUAGCAAGGUACAUAAGAUUAGUAUCCAAAUAAACUAUUUCUCAUCUAUCUUAUAUAUGUUUGAUCAAAUUAUGUAGCUUAAUUCUACAUAGAAAGAAAAUCUUAAGAUGCAGCAAGGAUUUCAUAUUGUACUAGUAUUUUACUUUGUGUUAUAUUGUCCAAUCUAGUCCGGUUAUAGGCAGUGACGGAGCCAGCAUUUGUAACAUUAGAGGGUCAAUUCGCAAUAUGUAUUAUAUGGAGAAGGCAAUUUCAAAAAUAGAAAAGGCCAAAUCAUAAAAUAUAAAAAUUUCAUGCACUAA